This is a messenger RNA of Ctenopharyngodon idella (grass carp), 5021 nucleotides long. RefSeq names its product sarcoglycan, delta (dystrophin-associated glycoprotein) (gene sgcd). The transcript is spliced from 8 exons. The record is from RefSeq and is a predicted model, not a curated record. Gene Ontology annotation, cellular component: sarcoglycan complex; sarcolemma. Gene Ontology annotation, biological process: cardiac muscle tissue development; heart contraction. The coding region runs from base 395 to 1261 and encodes 288 amino acids. NCBI's taxonomy places the organism in Eukaryota, Metazoa, Chordata, Actinopteri, Cypriniformes, Xenocyprididae.
GGGAGAAGAGAGAUGUUGCUGCCAGUGGAAAAAGAACAAUGUUGAGGCAACUCUUCCCUGUUUAUCUUCAGCGCAUGCUUCCAGUCUGGGGAUUACAGGCACAUUCCCUCUGGAUUUCUUGCCCACUGAAGGAUGCUCUCUUCUGACGGCACUCCUGCCGUACACACAGAGAGGACUACUGGACUUUUCUCACUGUUUCCACCUACCCAUCAGAGAGCCACUGAUCUUGCCAACCAGAGGAGCCCAUGGAGUCCAUCCCCAUGGUAGAUGGUCCACUCCACAUUUGUGCUUGGCAAUAGACAAAGAGGCAAAGAGAUUAGAAACAUUGGCAGCCGAUCAACUCCAUGGUUUUCUGACUUUAUCAAGGCUGUGAUUUUUGGCAUCUGAUAAAGAGAUGACCCAGGAACAGUGCCCUCAUAGGAACAAUGUCCAGAGUACUGAAAAACCGCAAGUGUAUAAAGUGGGGAUCUACGGCUGGCGGAAACGUUGCCUUUAUUUCUUUGUCCUCCUCCUCAUGAUCCUCAUAGUGGUCAACCUCGCUCUCACCAUCUGGAUCCUCAAAGUUAUGAACUUCACUAUAGAUGGCAUGGGUCACCUGCGUAUCACAGAAAGAGGCCUGAAACUGGAGGGCGAUUCGGAAUUCCUUCAGCCGCUGUAUGCCAAAGAAAUCCAGUCCAGACCAGGAAGCCCAUUGUUCCUGCAGUCUUCUAAGAACGUGUCUGUCAACAUCCUCAACGAGAAGAAGCAAUUAGUAUCUCAACUCGUUGCAGGUUCUCAUGGAGUUCAUGCACGGGGCAAAAUGCUGGAGGUAAAAUCAAGUGCAGGAAAACUGCUCUUCUCUGCGGACGACCAUGAGGUGGUAGUUGGUGCAGAGAAAUUACGAGUUAUGGGAGCGGAGGGUGCAGUGUUCAGUAACUCAGUGGAGACCCCGCAUGUGAGGGCCGAGCCCUUCAAAGAGUUACGGCUGGAGUCACCCACACGUUCGCUUUACAUGGAGGCGCCUAAAGGAGUGAAAAUAGAAGCCGACGCAGGUGAUUUCCAAGUGACCUGUAGGAGCGAUUUACGCCUGGAGUCAAAAGACGGAGAGAUCAGCUUGGAUGCCAGUAAAAUCAAGCUCCUACGUCUGCCGGAGGGAAAAGCCUCCCCCUCUGGAACCAGACAGACUGUCUUUGAGGUGUGUGUCUGCCCCAAUGGAAAACUCUUCUUAUCACAAGCAGGAACUGGCUCCACUUGCCAGAUCAGCAGCAACUUAUGCCUCUAGAUACUCACAAACUCACUUCUACACACACACUACGUUACACUCGUACAUACAGAGGACUCGUUCCUCUUGAAGAUUCCAACAUUGACAAGAGCCGAAAAGGAUUUCCUCAAGAUUUGUGAAAAUACUUUGUAAAACAAUGUUUGAACCAGAAACUUUCAAGGUGAUCACCAGAGAACCAUUCGACACAUCAUGACAGUCACCAAUCAGAUCCAUACCUCGCUUUUACUCAUUAGUGUCCUCUUUUUCAAUCAGAAUCAAUAUAUUUUUUUGCUGAGGAAAGUACAGUGGGUGCUUUAUCUUGCGUAAGCCACAUAAAUGUGACAGUUUUCUUCUCUUUUUGAGGUCAAAACUAUUUGUAACAUCACAUUUUGUAUUAUUACUCGAGUCCUACAUUGACAGUCCUCCAUCUGGGACUCCUCUCAUGACGGUGAUCACCUGAACCCAAACUGUGCUUGCACUGGGAUGGAACCUGUGCACCCACUCUGUUCAAAAAGGAGAACAGCGCCUGUGCCUUAAUACAAUGCACUCGUGGCAAGAAGCACACCCCACUGACUUUUAUUUAGACAAGAAUACUUGCAUUUAAGUUACUUGCCUUUUGCUCCCACAGAUCGCAGAGAAACCCAGUGACCCCAAACUCACACAUAAUGUGCUGAUUUCCACUUUAUUUUGGAAAGGAGAAGAGAGCGUUUCUGAUUUAGUUUAAAAUUCUUUUGUUUUUGGCUUGGCACAGAAUGAAGAAAAAUUGAGUUUGGGAGAAACACUUUCUUGAUGUGUGGAUGUUUUUACUGUUUGUGUGUGUGUUAAGCCUGACUUUUGUUCUUUCUCUAUAAUUGAACAUUAAAAUGUGCUAAACAAACCAAGACACCCAAACCAAAAAGCAAAGCUGUCAUGUAACAAAGCUGUUGAAAAUGAAUUGAAAGUUCACACUUCCCAAUUCCCAAGACUGAAAGAGGAAUUGGCUAAUGUUGUUUUUAUUUUUAUAUAUAUACACUACCGUUCAGAAGUUUGGGUUUUUUGGUCCCACUUUAUAUUAAGUGUCUUUAAGUGCUGUAUGUACUAAUAUUAUGCAAAAUUCACAUUUACAUGGUGUUUAAACAUAAAUGUGUCAGCAGUGUGUGAACACAACCACCUUAUAAUGAUAAAAAUCCAUCAACUCCUUAUUUUUAAUCGCCAUAAAACCUCAACAGUCUCAUAGAAGAAGCAGUUUUCAUUUUCUGAGCAAUGUGAUGUCACAUUGUACAGGCCCCGCCCUCGACUGCUGACAGAGUCUGCCGUAUUAGCAUAGACCCCGCCCUGAGAGAGUUGUACACGGUCGGUUAUUGUCUCGACACCGGAGCAGCUGUAGUGACAAGAAUGUCUCGUAAGUGAUUGAGGUGUUUUGUUGUUGGAUGUAAGAGUGAACAUAACAGUCUUCAACAUCAGUACUCCCAACAUUGAGGCGCAGUGGAUUUGUUUAAUUUUUGAAGGUAAUGCGCCCAAACAUCUAAUAUACACAUGAGAUUUCUGUCUCUGCUGUUUAUGUUCACAGACAUCACCAACUGUGUUUGUGAACUUUGUGUGUUUUUGACAUAACCUUGUGUGUAUUUGACAGUUUAAACAAAAUGAGACAUGAAAGAGAACUUAGUUUAAUACUCACAAGACGUGAUGUCUGACAACCAGCUUUCUGUGCAUGUGCUUUAAAUGUGUGCACUCAGAAAAUGAUAAAUUUGAAGUUUAAACUGAUAUAGCUUUAAAACACUUCAUGAUAAAGAAGAAAGAUAUAGAUGAUAAUCAAAACCAAGCAGAUAUUUUGUUAGUAUUUGGCAGAGUAUCUGAUGCAGGCAGGAGCUGUGAUCGUGGAAAGGGGGCUGGGGAGCAGCAGCUCAUUUGCAUUUAAAGACACAUGCACGAAAACAGCAUGUUUUUGCAUACAUUCAAAAAUGGGUAUUUACAACAUGGUAUAAUAAAUGAUCUCUGAGGCAUUUUGAGCUGAAACUUCACAGAUACAUUCUGGGGACACCUGAGACUUAAAUUACAUCUUGGAAAAAAAAAUAAAAAUAAAAAAUAAUAGGUCCCCUUUAAAUUAAUCAUUUGAUACAAUGCACUUAUUGUAAAAACAUACAUGUUUUUACACUGUACUUUUUUUUUUUUUUUUUAAUACCUGCAUGUAAUUACAGCUAUAAUUACACAGUUGACCCUUCCUUUACACUUUAACCCACUACCAAACCCUAACCUUACCAGUAUCCCACCUUACCAUCAACACAAUACAAUAAGUACAUUGUACCUUACAAUUAUUAUUAUCAUUUGAUGCAAGUACAUAGUAGUUAAAGACAGAGUAAUAUAAAGUGUGACCUAAUGUAAUAUAGCUGUUUACAACUAUUCAUGAUAUCAUACAAUGUAUCAUAAGAUAAAGCAUAAUGAAUGCAUUAAAAAUAAAGGUUUUAUAUAAAGUGUUACCAAUAAAUCUUAUUGAAAUCUUACUGAACUUUUGAAUGGUAGCGUGUAUACAAUAUAGACCAUAUGAAUAGCAGUGAAGAGACACAACUGGUGCUGGUAGGUCAUGUGAUGGUAACAACAUGACGGAUGCAGUACAUCCAAAUUUUAUUCAUACUACCCAUAUUCAUACUAUAUAGAACAUCCUUUUUUAAUAGUCACAAAGUAAGUUCAAAUUCAAAUGUAGUAACUACUCAGACAGUACACGAUUUCGGAUGUACUCAUUGUUUUUAAUGUAGAUCUCAACUGACCCUAUGAAACACUGAAUCUUGUCUCUUGUAUAAUUAAAUUUCACACUCCAAUGGGUAAUAUUCCACUGAAAUAUAUUUAAAAAAAAUCUUUGAUAUAAUUUAUAACUGUAAUUCAUUGCCACUUGCCCACUGUAUCUGAAGCAAUGAGGAGUGACAGCUGUGAUCAUAGCGUUUAAAAGCCGAAGCCCCCAGCAAUUGUUGACAUUCAAUUAACAUACUAAAUGCUAUGGGUAGUGAAAGGAGACAGGAACACGGGGAACUCUGUAGGGAACAACACAGCAUCACAGAAGGGCUUAAUCAUAUUCAUUCUCUUUUGAUUUUUCAGGAGAAUUUGAAAUUUGAUAGUGUGUUGUGUGUGUGUGCUUGAUUGCUAUUGUAAUAAACUCUUGCUUGAUACUAAAAGACGAACACCAGUGACAGACAUGAAACCCAUGAUUUUUUUUUUUUUUUUUUAAUGAGGUUAGCAAAAAUAUUGUGUGUACUGUUACGUUUGUUUGAUUUUUUUUUUUUUUUUCUCCUGUAUUGAACAACUCAACUAAAAGCAGGACUUUAGGAUGGAUAUGUCUGUUGUUUGAUGUGCUCAUUAUAUUGUUUGAUGAAUUUUUGUGCUAAAUAAAGGUUUUAUCUACAGCCAUUUUGAGUGUUCAGGAAAAUAUAUAGCAUUUAGUUUCCUCUCUUCUCCCAGACGUUACUUCUGAACAAUGUGUAUGUACGAUUUUGUAAGAGGAGCACAAAAUGUUUCAUAUAUUUUUUGAUAAUAAAACAACACUUCAGCUCUAGCAUAACCUAGCUUUCAAUGUGUGACAUCUAUACAGGAUGAGUCUCCCACAUGUAUACAUUUGUGUAAAUAAAAUUGAGAAUUUGAUUACAUAAACAGCUAAUCUUACAAAGCUAAAUGCCUUGGGUUGAAGCUGCGGCUCAUUUAUUUUGGUUUUCUCCAUAAUGGUGUGCAGAAUUUUAUCCUGUAUUUGGUCUAUCAGACUUUUGUUGGCCACUUUGCAGACAUUCAGUGACAUUAAACUUUAGUUUGAUAUUUU